AUGCCGAUGGUGCUCACCUUGUUCGUCUCCCUCUAUAAACUGUGCCGGUUCGCCAUGUCGGGUGCGGAGAGGCUGAUGGUGCCCGAGUGCGUGAGCCAGGCGGGCAGUUGGGCAGGGGCGGCCAGCACCAGGGAGCACCAGGAGGUCUCCCCCGGGGUGAACACCGACGUCCGGGCAGCCCUGGACCGGAUCCUGCCUGCCCUGCACCGGGCCAUUGCCCGUGCCAAGCAGACCACCAGCCCUGCAGAGCUGAAGAAGGCCAUCACCGAGGUUUUCCAGCUGGUGGAGGAAGCCUGGGGGAUGCCCACUCUGGGAAGGGACGUGGCCAAGGUGCUGUGUGAUGUGAUCCGUCUGGAUGGGGGCCUGGACCUGCUGCUAAACCUGCUGCACACGGCGGAGCUGGAGACCAAGUGUCAGGCAGGAAAACUCCUGGAGCAGAUCCUGGUGGCAGAAAACAGGGAUCGCAUCGCUCGAAUCGGUCUGGGAGUGAUUCUGAACUUAGCCAAGGAGCGAGAUGUCCCCCAGCUGGCGCAGAGCGUCUCUGGUAUCCUGGAGCACAUGUUCAAACACACUGAGGAGACCUGUUUCCAGCUCAUUUCUGAUGGAGGCCUGGAUGCUAUCCUCUACUGGUGCCGCUGGACGGACCCCAUCGUGCUGCGGCACUGCGCCAUGGCCUUGGCCAACUGUGCCAUGUACGGAGGCCAAGCCAACCAGCGCCUGAUGAUCGAGAAGAGGACAGCAGAGUGGCUUUUCCCACUGGUGUUCUCAAGGGAUGAUGAGCUAAUCCGCCUGCAUGCCUGCCUGGCCAUCACAGUGCUGGCCACCAACAAAGAAAUCGAGAAGGAGGUGGAGUGCUCGGGGACGCUGGCUCUGGUGGAGCCCUUCAUCGCCUCGCUGGAUCCAGAGCAGUUCGCCUGUGAGAUGCUGGGCAGCAGCGACAACAUCCAGGGGAGGACAGCAGAUGACCUGCAGCGCCUGGUGCUCUUGCUGGACAGCUCAAGGCUGGAAGCUCAGUGCAUCGCUGCCUUCUACCUCUGCACUGAGGCUGCCAUCAAAACCCGGCAGAAGAAAACACAGAUUUUCAGCGAGAUUGGGGCCACGCAGAGCCUGAAGAGGGUUGUGUGCUACUCCACCAGCAGCACCACCUCCUCCCUGGCCAAAAAGGUGCUGCGCAUGAUAGGGGAGGAGGUUCCACGGCGCAUCCUGCCCACGGUUCCCAACUGGAAGCCCUGUGAGGUGCAGACAUGGCUGCAGCAGAUUGGAUUCAACAAAUACUGCCAGAGCUUCAUGGACCACCAAGUGGAUGGGGACAUUCUCCUGAGGCUGACAGAGGAGGAGCUGCAGAAGGAUUUGGGGAUGGACUCCAGCAUCACCCGGAAAAGGUUUUUCCGGGAGCUGACCGAGCUGAAGACCUUUGCUAACUACUCCACCUGUGACCGCAGCAACCUGGCUGACUGGCUGGGCAGCAUUGACCCCAAGUUUCGGCAGUACACCUACAACCUGCUGACCUGCGGCAUCAACCGCAACUUCCUGCACCGGGUGACGGAGCAGCAGCUGCAGGAGGACUGCCACAUCGACACAGGCUUCCACCGUGUCCGCAUCCUCACCGCUGCAAGGGAAAUGCUUCACUCCCCUAUAACGCUGCAGACUGCAUCCAACGGCACUGAUGUCUUUAUCAGCUACCGCAGGAGCACCGGGUCCCAGCUGGCCAGCCUGCUGAAGGUCCACCUGCAGCUGCACGGCUUCAGCGUGUUCAUUGAUGUGGAGAAGCUGGAGGCAGGGAAGUUUGAGGACAAGCUGAUCCAGAGUGUCAUGAGUGCCCGCAAUUUUGUGCUGGUCCUCUCACCAAAUGCAUUGGAUAAAUGCAUGGGAGACCCUGAGUGCAAGGACUGGGUGCACAAGGAGAUUGUGACAGCCCUGAACUCUGGAAAGAACAUUGUGCCUGUUACAGACCAUUUUGAGUGGCCAGAUCCAGAAACACUUCCCAAGGACAUGAGGGCUGUCCUGAAAUUUAAUGGUAUCAAGUGGUCCCACGAGUACCAGGAGGCCACAAUCGACAAAAUCAUUCGCUUCCUCCAGGGCCAUUCCUCCCGGGACUCCUCGGCUGGGUCAGAGAAUGGCCUGGACUGCUUGCCCUCCCUGGGACAGACCUAG
Indicator indicator is the source of this 2154-nucleotide messenger RNA. RefSeq names its product sterile alpha and TIR motif containing 1 (gene SARM1). The record is from RefSeq and is a predicted model, not a curated record. Gene Ontology annotation, molecular function: NAD+ nucleosidase activity; signaling adaptor activity; protein binding. Gene Ontology annotation, biological process: response to axon injury; negative regulation of MyD88-independent toll-like receptor signaling pathway; signal transduction. The coding region runs from base 1 to 2154 and encodes 717 amino acids. NCBI's taxonomy places the organism in Eukaryota, Metazoa, Chordata, Aves, Piciformes, Indicatoridae. Gene Ontology annotation, cellular component: dendrite. The transcript is spliced from 9 exons.